AUGCGACUUUCCUACCUCCCUACCGAAGCUACAGUCCUUUCAACCCUCUUAUUUCCUCUUCUCUCUACUGCCCUCGGAAAUUUAGACUGCAAACGCAUAGUUGUCGACGGACAACCUUUUGAUUUGGAGCCAUUAGGUGGACCACGGUCGGCAUUACAUAGUGUUGAAGAUUACGUUGGCGACGAAGCAAGAGGAUGGACGAAUACAACAUACACAAUCGAUAUCUGCCAAGCUAUAGUCAAGAAGGGUUUUUAUGAGUGUCCAGGUGGGACGAGGGUCUGUGGCAUAACGCAUGUCAUCAACGAACAAGAAGGAUCCGAUGCGACACAACAAAUCGUUCCUUUCGCGGGUGAACUAGAAAACUAUGGCGGGGGUCCUCUCAACGCUAAAUUGGAACGACUCAGUAACUCCAAAGCCCAUUCAGAUGCAGAUAAGGAAGGCUUACGUGUAGAGCUGGGCGGUGGAUUCAUCGGACGCGGAAAGACCAAGAGACCGCAAAAAGCUAUUGUGGAAUUCAUUUGCGAUGCGAACCGGACUGGAUUGGAAAAUUUAUGGGUUCCGCCAGAGCCGAAACAGAAGCAAGCAGAGAAUCUCGACAGGAGGGAAGAAGAUGGCGGUGAGGAAGUGAUCGGGGCGCCAAGUAAUGACUCGAGUCUCCAAUUCUUGAGGUUAGAUAAGGAUAAGGGCGAUGCAGAUAUACUAAGAUUGACAUGGCGCACAAAGUACGCUUGUGAGGAUGGACCGAAGGAUGGUGGUGGUGAUGAUAAGAAAAGUUCACAUUGGGGGUUUUUUACUUGGUUCAUUAUUGUUGCUUUCCUUUCGACUGCCGCAUAUUUAAUAUUUGGUUCCUGGCUCAAUUAUAACAGAUAUGGCGCACGCGGUUGGGACCUACUUCCUCACGGCGAUACGAUUCGCGACGUCCCAUACCUACUCAAGGACUGGUCUAGAAGAGUUCUGAGUACCGUACAAGGGGGUGGAAGUAGAGGGGGUUAUGCGGCAGUAUGA
Messenger RNA from Sclerotinia borealis F-4128, 1005 nucleotides. The record is from the annotation of a GenBank genome assembly. Lineage: Eukaryota; Fungi; Ascomycota; Leotiomycetes; Helotiales; Sclerotiniaceae.